Dufourea novaeangliae is the source of this 561-nucleotide messenger RNA. RefSeq lists its product as uncharacterized. The transcript is spliced from 5 exons. The record is from RefSeq and is a predicted model, not a curated record. Bases 1 to 561 code for a protein of 186 amino acids. NCBI's taxonomy places the organism in Eukaryota, Metazoa, Arthropoda, Insecta, Hymenoptera, Halictidae.
AUGAGGACGGAAUUGUUGUUUCAAUUCACCUUGCUAUUGACGAUAUUAUUGGUUGCUUCCUCAGAAGGAUUCUUCUUCGAAUAUCCUAAGAAAGUUAUAUCGCACUUUCUCCAAGCGUUAAAAGAAAAGAAAGAAGCGAAGAAAAGGCCGUCGAUAGAGCAUUUACACUUGCAUUAUUUCCCCGUGGUGCACGCGUUCCCCGAUCCACCGACGAAAGCGCCCAAGAAACAUGAACUCGACGAACUUCAUAAUGAACAUCUAGCUGCGUUCGGGUGGUCCGACCAUGAAUACAAACAUGUUCCUGAUCCUGAAAUCACAUUUCCAUCGUCCAUAUCGGAACCGUGGUUCGAAGCUAAACCAUGGAAACAUGAAAUUUUGGAAUCAGAUCUAUCAGAAACGGUGGAUGACAGUGAGAAUGAAGAUAUAUUUGUUCAAGUACCAUAUAACCAAAAGAUUAUCAUUGAAAAUGAACAUACGGGUAAGCUCAAAAAACUAAAACAUGGUCUAUUGGCAGCACUUUAUCAUAAAAUCACUGAUUCCAAAAAACAUCUGCAUCUGUGA